Molecule: messenger RNA, 1677 nt
Organism: Tachyglossus aculeatus (Australian echidna)
Lineage: Eukaryota; Metazoa; Chordata; Mammalia; Monotremata; Tachyglossidae
Gene: MALL
Product: mal, T cell differentiation protein like
Exons: 4
Coding region: 1-480 (159 amino acids)
Biological process (GO): myelination
Cellular component (GO): membrane
Molecular function (GO): structural constituent of myelin sheath
Source: RefSeq, a predicted model, not a curated record
AUGGCAUCUAAAGAUCUCCCUCCCCCGACCACCUUUGCCCCACCUGAAAUCCCUUCUGGGUUGGCUGUAUUUAGGACCGUUCCGUAUGCAUUUUUCCUGCCGGAGCUGAUAUUUGGGUGCUGGGUCUGGAUUCUGGUGGCCGCCACCAGAGUCUGCUUCGCCUUGCUGCAGGGAUGGGUUAUGUACGUGUCCAUCACCUCGUUUCUCAUCUCCUUGAUGUUCCUGCUCUCUUACCUGCUGGGAUUUCAUAGGAGGUUCGAAUCCUGGCGAGUGUGGGAUAGUCUUUAUCACGGGACCACUGGAAUUUUAUAUAUGAGCGCCGCCGUUUUACAAGCCAACGCGACAAUCCGAUCAGAGAGGGAGAUGGUUAACUGCAAUGCGAUCCCCAUGCACUACCAAAUUAAUUGUGCUGCCACGUUUUUUGCUUUUAUCACGACGCUGCUGUACAUUUUACAUGCCUUCAGCACCUACUAUCACUGAAGAAGAACCGCAUAAAGACACUGGGGCAAGAUGUCCUCUGCCCAUCCAAAGACCACAUGGGGUUUUUGUAUCUAUAACCUGUCUGAAUGUUUGAACACUUACCCUCAGAGUCUACUGAUAUUUGUUCAGAAACACCCAAAAUAUCUUCUCAGGGUUCUCCCGCGGUCAAAUAUUUUGAAAUCUUGCUUUGUGUUCAGCUGUAUGUUUUUUCCAGUGGAUUGAUAUUCUUGUUAGACAAUAUUAUUUACUUAUCCUGGAAUAUAACCAUCACCUAAGGCCCCUUUCUUUGAGCCGUACUAGUGCCCGGAUCACAGACCGCACUAUACGCCUUGGAUUUUUUUUCAAAGGAGUUCCACUCAAAGUUCUUAAUAUACCAUGGACUUAUAUCACAAGGUUUAUGGAAACAUCUGCUGCAAACUGUUUUACUUACUAGAAAGUUUUGUGCUGCAUUGUUAUUCUGCCUCGGGGUCUGCCACUCCAAUAUGACAUCAUUUUUUCUCCCUUAACUAGUUCUCUCAUCCCCAUUUGAGGUGAUGCCAAGUGACGGGCCUGUUCUUCCACUCAGGAGACCUGGUCUUUGCCCUUACUGCCCAUGCCUACAUCCCCAAAUUUGAAUUUUCAGAUUAGGGUGUUCACUCCAGCCUUUUUGGGUGGAUGUCCUAAGGCCCAUCUUGAUUUAUUAUGACAUAUAAUUUUUCCAAAUGGUUCCCCACAGAUGCCUUGUGAACUCCUAGUUAGCUUUCUUAGAAACCUUUGUGCCUUACAGAAAUGACUGAGUGAAAGAGUUUGAAUAAGGGGUUAGUGUAUGAUACUAUGCUGUACAAACAUGCCCAUAAUAUCUCAGCAGAAUAUAAACUAUGGUGUUUACAUCCCUGAAGUUUUUAUUUCCUAUAUGGGAACUACCUGCGGUUCAAUAAACUUACAAGGAGCAUGUGAAUGGCUUAGAGUUAUGUGGUGAGAAAGCUAUGCUAGUUGAAGCCCCUGAAUUCUUCAUGAGUUUAAUGUGUGUGUUUGUGUGUGUGUGUAUCUUUGUGUCUGUGGAUGUGUUUGUCUGUCCUCUAUAAGGACUGUACGUGCUUUAUGAUGGAAGGGUGUUUUCUUCUGACUAUAGUCAAUGAUAUGAAAACGAAUAUUAUCUGUUAUCCCUCAAUCCAAAUGAGAUGCAAGGUGCUUUUUCAAAUUAAAUAUAUUUGAAUA